Calidris pugnax (ruff) is the source of this 5192-nucleotide messenger RNA. RefSeq names its product nidogen 2 (gene NID2). Gene Ontology annotation, cellular component: basement membrane. Lineage: Eukaryota; Metazoa; Chordata; Aves; Charadriiformes; Scolopacidae. The transcript is spliced from 23 exons. Bases 1 to 4431 code for a protein of 1476 amino acids. Gene Ontology annotation, molecular function: calcium ion binding. Gene Ontology annotation, biological process: cell-matrix adhesion. The record is from RefSeq and is a predicted model, not a curated record.
AUGGGGCCACGCGGGCUCAGGGCUCGGGGAGGGGGGCGACGUGGUGGUGGGACCGACGGUGGAGGCAUCUCUGCAGCUUCUGAGCACCCUGCGCCCCUCUCCCUGCAGGUGGGGACCAACGGGGUCAUCUCCACCCAGGAUUUCCCCAGGGAGACCCAGUACGUGGAUGACGAUUUCCCCACAGACUUCCCCGUCGUCGCUCCCUUCCUGGCCGACCUGGACACCUCGGGUGACAGAGGGAACAUCUACUACCGGCAAGAUGACUCUCCGGCCGUGCUGGGCCAGGCUGCAGGGUACAUCCAGGCUGGCUUCCCCCGCACCGCCGGGGCCUUCAUGCCCACCAAUGCCUUCAUUGCCACCUGGGAGGACGUGGGCGCCUACCAGGAGCUCUCGCAGGAUGCCGAGCCCUCCAAGAAGCUCAACACCUUCCAGGCGGUCAUAGCCUACGAUGAUGAGGACACCUACGCCAUCUUCCUCUACCCCGACGGUGGCCUCCAGUUCUUGGGGACGCGACCCAAGGAGUCCUACAACGUCCAGCUGGAGCUGCCGGCCAGGGUGGGCUUCAGCUGGGGGGACGGCGACGACCCAAAGAGGGACGGGCUCUUCCACAGCCUGGCCAGCAGCGAGCAGGCUCUGAGACAACUGGAGAGGGAGAGCAACGUGGGGGUACCCGGCGUGUGGGUCUUCCACGUGGGCAGCGCGGAGCACGUGGAGCCGGGGGUACCCCCAGUCCCCAGUGUCCCCCAGAGCCCCCCACAUCGUGGACCUGGCACCGCUGACUAUACCCACCACGUGUCCACGCAGCUGCCGGCCCACCGCGGCUCGGAGGCCACCUCCUCGCGUCCCCACCAGCGGGGGAUUGUCCCCCAGGGGCUGCCACCCUCCCCGGGGCAGGAGCGGAGCCGCCGGCUGUACCCCGAUGGGGACGGGGGAGCCUGGCAGAGCUAUUCUGCCAACCCCUCUUCCUACAGCUCCGGCCACCACGGCGUCGGCGUGGAGGAAGACGUGCAUUUUAACCCCGAUGUGUUCACCUACAGCGCGGCCAGCAAGGAGACGUGUGCCCAGCACCAUGGGACAUGUUCUCCCCAUGCCUUCUGCACCGACUACGCCACCGGCUUCUGCUGCCACUGCCGGGCCACCUACUACGGCAACGGGCGGCAGUGCCUGCCCGAAGGGGCCGUGCAUCGCCUCAACGGGAAGGUGAGCGGGAGCCUGACGGUGGGACGGGCGUCCGUCCGCUUCCAGGAGGUGGACCUGCACGCCUACAUUGUGGGCAGCGACGGCAGAGCCUACACGGCCAUCAGCGGGGUGCCCCAACCCGCCACCCGGGCACUCCUGCCCCUCCUGCCCAUCGGAGGGCUCUUUGCCUGGCUCUUCGCCCUGGAGGAGCCCGGCUCUGAGAACGGCUUCAGCAUCACGGGCGCCGAAUUCACCCAGAGCCUGGAGGUGACCUUCUACCCUGGGGAGGAGAAGGUCCACAUCACUCAGACGGCCGAGGGCCUGGGGCCGGACAACUACUUAAGCCUGAAGACCCACAUCCAGGGCGAGGUGCCGUUUCUCCCAGAGAACGUCACCGUCCACAUCGGUCCCUACAAGGAGCUCUACCACUACUCCAGCUCAGCCGUGAUGUCCUCUGCUCACCGGGAGUACGUCCUGGCCGCCGGGACGGCCAACCAGACCUUGUCCUACCGCCUGCACCAGAACAUCUCCUUCACCGGUUGCCCGCACGCCCGCCCACCCGCCCGGCAGCAGCUCAGCGUGGCACGAGCCUUCGCCCUCUACGAUGGCCAGGAGCACGUCCUGCGCUACGCCCUGGCCGCCCGUGUUGGCUCAGCAUCAGAUGAUGUCCAGAACCCCUUGGUGAACCCGUGUCACGACGGCACGCACGCAUGCGAGGCGCCGGCGCGCUGCCAGCCCGGUGUGGGGACGGAGUACACCUGCGAGUGCGCCGCCGGCUACCGCCCCGACGGCCGGGGCUGCCGAGACGUGGACGAGUGCACGGAGGGUCUGAGCCGGUGCAGCCCCUUCACCCUCUGCCUCAACGUGCCGGGCAGCUACCGGUGCGAGUGCCGCAGCGGCUACCGGCCGGCGCAGGACGGGCAAGCGUGUGUGCCGCUGGCACCGCCGCCUGACCCCUGCGAGGACGGGAGGAACCCCUGCGCGCCGAGGGACCGGGCACGCUGCCUGCCCCGCGCCGGGGGACACCCUGCCUGCCAGUGUCUGCCCGGGUACAGCGGAGAUGGCAUCCACUGCGCCGACGUGGAUGAGUGUGCCGAAAACCCGUGCCACCCGGCUGCCACCUGCUACAACACUCCAGGCUCCUUCUCCUGCCGGUGCCAGCCAGGCUACGAGGGCGAUGGCUUCCAAUGCACGCACGCGGAAGGGGGCACGCAGCGGCUGACCCCCUGCCAGCACCAGCAGCUGUACCCCCGGGAGGUGCCACCGGGACCCUCGCCGGUGGGCGACGGGCAUGUGCCGCAGUGCGACGAGGAGGGUCAGUACCGGCCCCUGCAGUGCCACGGCAGCAGUGGGCACUGCUGGUGCGUGGACGCGGCGGGGCAGGAGAUCGCCGGCACACGGACGGCACCGGGCAGCACCCCACCACGCUGCGGGAACCCAGAAGCCAUCCAGCAGCUGACCCCCUGCGAACACGAGCGGCUGUACCCCCGGGCGGUGCCACCGGGACCCUCGCCGGUGGGCGAUGGGCACGUGCCCCAGUGCGACGAGGAGGGUCGGUACCGGCCCCUGCAGUGCCACGGCAGCAGUGGGCACUGCUGGUGCGUGGAUGCGGCGGGGCAGGAGAUCGCUGGCACACGGACGGCACCGGGCAGCACCCCGCCACGCUGCGGGAACCCAGGGGGCACGCAGCGGCUGACCCCCUGCCAGCACCAGCAGCUGUACCCCCGGGCGGUGCCACCGGGACCCUCGCUGGUGGGCGACGGGCAUGUGCCGCAGUGCGACGAGGAGGGUCAGUACCGGCCCCUGCAGUGCCACGGCAGCAGUGGGCACUGCUGGUGCGUGGACGCGGCGGGGCAGGAGAUCGCCGGCACACGGACGGCACCGGGCAGCACCCCACCACGCUGCGGGAACCCAGAAGCCAUCCAGCAGCUGACCCCCUGCGAACACGAGCGGCUGUACCCCCGGGCGGUGCCACCGGGACCCUCGCCGGUGGGCGACGGGCACGUGCCCCAGUGCGACGAGGAGGGUCGGUACCGGCCCCUGCAGUGCCACGGCAGCAGUGGGCACUGCUGGUGCGUGGACGCGGCGGGGCAGGAGAUCGCCGGCACACGGACGGCACCGGGCAGCACCCCACCACGCUGCGGGAACCCAGCACCCACGGAGCGUCCCCAGAGCAUGUGCGAGCGCUGGCGGCAGAGUUUGCUGGAGCACUACGGGGGCAGCCCCCGCCACGACCAGUACGUGCCGCAGUGCCAACCCGGGGGGGAGUUCACCCCCCUGCAGUGCCACGGGGACAGCGGGUACUGCUGGUGCGUGGACGAGAGCGGCAGGGAGAUCCAGGGCACCCGCUCGGAGCCUGGCACCACCCCACCGUGUCUCCCCAGCGUCGCGCCGCCCAGCGUCCGGCCGUCACCCCGCCCCGACGUGUCCCCACCGACGGCGGGGACCUUCCUGCUCUACGCUCAGGGACAACAAAUCGGGUACCUCCCGCUCAACGGCACGCGGCUGCAGAAGGAGGAGGCGAAGACCCUGCUCUCCCUGCACGGCUCCAUCGUGGUGGGGAUUGACUAUGACUGCCGGGAGAAGACCAUCUAUUGGACCGAUGUGGCCGGCCGGACCAUAAGCCGGGCGAGUCUGGAGCCAGGUGCUGAGCCAGAGACCAUUAUCAACUCAGGUCUCAUGAGCCCUGAAGGCCUAGCGGUGGACCACCUGCGCCGAGCCAUGUUCUGGACCGACAGCGGCCUGGAUAAGAUCGAGAGGGCCCGGCUGGACGGCUCUGAACGGAGGGUCCUCUUCGAUACGGAGCUCGUCAACCCCCGGGCCAUCGCGGUGGACCCCGUCCGAGGCAACCUUUACUGGACGGACUGGAAUCGCGAAGCCCCCAAAAUCGAAACUUCUACCGUCAACGGAGCCAACAGGAGGGUCCUGGUCAACAAGGACAUUGGUUUGCCCAACGGCCUGACGUUCGACCCCUUCUCCAAGCUCCUCUGUUGGGCAGAUGCAGGAACAAAGCACCUGGAGUGCACGUUCCCCGAUGGCACGGGCCGGCGUGUGGUACAGAACAACCUCAACUACCCCUUCAGCAUCAUCAGCUACGCCAACCACUUCUACCACACGGACUGGAGAAGGGAUGGUGUGAUAGCCAUCGAUAAAGAAACCGGCUCCUUCACCGAUGAGUAUCUUCCAGAGCAGCGAUCCCAUCUCUACGGAAUAACCGCGGUUUAUCCCUACUGCCCGGGAGCGAGGAAAUAGCAACUGCUAUUUCAAGAACCGACCAUGUUUGCACCCUAGAAGAACUUCAGAGACCCACAAAACUGUCACUGCAUACAACUAAAGGGGGGGAAAGCCCUUAACCAAAGCCAACAAAGUGACCUUCUUUCCUGCAAAAGAUUAGCAAGUAUUUUUUUUGAAGUUAUUACCUCAAGUCUUUACUACUGUAUUUUUUUUAAAAAGUGAAAAACGUUGAUAUAUAACAAAAAGAAAAUGGUCCUGUGAAUCUUAGGCCAUUACUCUAACUCUUGCUUAUGCAAGCAAAUUUAAAACGUCGCUUUCUUAUUCAAAUGUUUUAUUUUAUCAGAAGAAGAAUGGAUUCAUUUUUACUUAAAGUUUUUUGACAAUCUGACCCACGGGUCCUUUAUCUCCAAAACUAUAAGAGCCUACGGGGAGCUUUGGAUGCAGUUAUCUUGCUGGGUCUAAAUAAACCUCCAGCCCUGAAGACAGAGACUGUGUGUGCUCCAGAGUGUGCAGAACAGUGACGGGAGACGGCAAAGGCAUUGAGUUUCCUCCAGAAGACAAUCCUGUAUUUUCACCACUGCCUUCGAUGCAUGUCUUUUAGUAUUUAUAUUAGAAGAAUAUGCUAGAAUUGAUCUGUUCAUGCUUGUUGGUUCUUCUAAGUGCCUUCAUAGACCUACCCAGAGUAGACCAAUACAUGUUCAGAAAUGCCAUUUACGUUGUAAUGCUUCACUUUUUCUAGGUUACUUCAAUAAUUGAAUAAAAACGGUUGUUUUACGUUA